AGCUGAAUUAGGCCAGAUCAAUUAUUGUGGUUUUACAUUCGAUAUUACACGUGCGGUAUAGUUGAUUUGUACAUGCAGUUUUUGGAUGAUUCCAGCAGCAUUGGUCGUCGUUAUAGCUGCUCAUUAAGGGAAAUUUGUGGCUGGCACAAGGGAUUAGCACUGUGGCACUGGGUGCAUUGUAUGGGUGGCAGCUUGAGAGUUAACAAGGACACCAAGUCGGCAGAGGCCAGUAUCCCCAUAGCAUCGGCCGGUGGGGGUCAACUUCAUUGCAACAUGACAAUGCAGGGAGUUAUAGGAACCUUGUUGAUGUCUCUUCUUUUCGUUGGAACUUUAGUUAGGAGUGAACGGAGCGACAUUCGUCUCGUCGGUGGGGUCAACAACCAUGAAGGUCGUGUUGAAGUCCGAAUCGAUGGCGAGUGGGGGACGGUAUGUGACGACGGCUGGGGUUUGACGGAUGCUCACGUCGCCUGUCGUCAGCUCGGGUUUGGACCAGCCACCGAUAUAAUAACAGACGCGGAUGAAUUCGGGGAAGGUACUGGCCCUAUCCAUCUGGAUGAUCUUGGUUGCUAUGGUGACGAGGCGUCAUUGGUUGCGUGCAUCCAUAGAGGAUUGGGAAAGAAUAACUGUAAUCACGCCGAAGACGCAGGUGUCAGAUGCUCCACGUCACCACCAACAUCUGGCAAUGCAGACAUCAGACUAGAUGCUGGUGGCUCCCUUCUGGAAGGCAGGAUACGGAUUAAGAUCGGAGGGGAAUGGGGGACAGUUUGCGACGAUCGCUGGGAUCUGGCGGAUGCCUCAGUGGUUUGUCAACAACUCGGUUUAGGUUCGGCGCUGGAAGUGCGUUCCUUCGGACCGGGAAGUGGACCUAUAUUACUGGAUGACCUUGCAUGUACAGGAACUGAAAGUUCGUUGACCUCGUGCAGCUAUACCGACCGGCUCAACUGUAAUCACAAUGAGGAUGCAGGGGCCGUGUGUUCAGGUUCUACAGGAGCAGAAAGUGUUCACCAAGGAAUUCGCUUAGUCGGAGGGUCUUCAGAGUACGAGGGUCGGGUAGAAGUCUACAUCAACGACAAGUGGGGCACGGUAUGUGAUGAUCUGUGGUCUUUGACCGAUGCAAAUGUAGCAUGCAGACACAUGGGCUUCGGACGAGCCAUUUCAACACCCGGUGCGACUGCAUUUGGACAAGGAUCUGGUUCGAUUAUGAUGGAUAAUGUAGAGUGUCAUGGCGAUGAAACGUCACUACUUGCCUGCCCAUACCAAAGCAUUCAUAACUGCGGUCAUGCCGAAGACGCCGGCGUCGUGUGUGCUAUAUCAAAUUCUACAAAAGUACAAUCGACGAUUCGUCUAGUUGGAGGUUCUACAGAAUAUGAGGGUCGAGUAGAAGUCUCCUUCGGUGAUCGAUGGGGAACGGUAUGUGAUGAUAUGUGGUCUUUGAUCGAUGCUAAUGUUGCAUGCAGACAACUCGGCUAUGGAUCGGCCAUUGCAGUUAAAGAUUCCUCGGUGUUUGGUGGAGGAACAGGUCCCAUUUUUAUGGACAAUGUAGAGUGCACUGGGCGUGAGACGUCACUUGAUUCGUGCCCUUUCCAAAGUAGUCAUAACUGCGCUCAUGUGGAGGACGCUGGGAUCGUGUGUGCUUCGCCAGAUAUUUUGGAAGCAUAUGUGAAUCAGUCGACCAUUCGUCUAGUCGGAGGGACUACAGAGCACGAGGGUCGAGUAGAAGUCUAUAUCGGAGGUCAAUGGGGAACGGUAUGUGAUGAUGUAUGGACCUUGGCAGAUGCGAAUAUUGCAUGCAGAGAACUGGGCUUUGGUCCGGCUGUUUCAGCCCCUGGCGUUGCUUCGUUUGGAGAAGGAUCCGGUCUCAUUUUGAUGGACGACGUAGAUUGUAAUGGACACGAAACAUCUCUGAUUUCCUGUGAAUAUUCCCGCAACCACAACUGUGGUCAUUCUGAAGAUGCUGGGGUUGUAUGCAGAUCAUCAGCGUCUUCGGUAGCAAAAGAGAAUCUAAACAUUCGCCUCGUGGGGGGAUCUACAGAACUAGAGGGUCGGGUAGAAGUUCACGUUAACGGUCAAUGGGGAACAGUUUGCGAUGAUCUGUGGACGUUGACGGAUGCGAAUGUUGCAUGCAAACAACUGGGCUUGGGUCCAGCAACAUCAGCUCCCGGUGCAUCUAGGUUCGGACGAGGGGUAGGUUCUAUUCUCAUGGACAACGUAGAGUGCAGAGGGGAUGAAUCAGCUCUCGCAUUCUGCCAGCAUCAUACUAGUCAUAACUGCGGUCAUCAGGAAGAUGCUGGGGUAGUCUGUUCACCUCGAAAUGGCGAGAGUUCAAACAUACGUUCCAUCCGUCUAGUCGGAAGUUCUUCGCCCUAUGAAGGUCGAGUAGAAUUACUCAUCGCUGGUGUGUGGGGAACAGUUUGUGAUGAUAUGUGGGAUAGAAAAGAUGGUAUGGUGGCCUGCAGACAACUCGGGUACGGACAGGUCAUUGCAGCCACAAGCUCAGCGCGGUAUGGUCCAGGUAGUGGACCUAUACACCUCGAUGACUUGCGAUGCGCUGGUGGUGAGAGUAUGUUGGUCUCGUGUCGCCAUGCCGGGAACACCCACAACUGCAACCAUGGCGAAGAUGCAGGCUUGACAUGUUCACCCCCUGAUGGAGUAGAACCCCCAACCGAACCAGCCGUCUCUCUCCGUCUUGUUGAUGGCUUCUCGCCAUUUGAGGGUCGACUGGAAGUCUACAUGAACGGCAAAUGGGGAACAGUAUGCGAUGAUAUGUGGUCUUUGACGGAUGCCGAUGUUGCAUGCAGACAACUCGGGUUUGGAUCAGCUUUAUCAGUCAGGGGCUCUACCUAUGGUGAAGGAUCGGGUCGUAUACUCAUGGACGAUGUUGAAUGCACUGGGACUGAAACAACUCUCAUCUCUUGCCAGUAUUCAACGACUCAUAACUGUAGACAUGCCGAAGAUGUGGGAAUCAUUUGCAAUCAACCAGAGGGAGCCCAGACAGACGACGUGCGACUCGUUGGAGGAUCAUCACCUAAUGAAGGUCGUGUGGAAAUCCUCAUCAAUGGCGAGUGGGGAACUGUUUGUGAUGAUAUGUGGGAUAUGACUGAUGCAAACGUUGUCUGUCGCCAACUUGGGUUCGGAGUGGCCUUCAGAGCCUUAUCCUCCUUUGGCCUAGGAUCAGGUCCGAUCUCCAUGGACAACGUGGAAUGUGAUGGAACAGAAACGUCACUGCUCUCAUGCACCCAUUUGGGUUCCCACAAUUGCCAACAUCAAGAGGAUGUCGGUAUCGUAUGCCAACCACAAGAUGCGGUGUUGACAGCUGCACCUGCUGUUGAAUGUCCUAUACUCAGCCAUACGAACCAUCCUUUGAGGGUAUCCUGUACUAACGGUACCAUCGUGGGUUCUCUAUGCACCUACUCCUGUGACGAUGGCUUCAUCCUGCAGGGAAGCUCCGAAAGAACAUGUCAAACAUCUGGUUCAUGGCAUCCUAACGGAGAAGGAAUUCCUGUCUGUGAAGCUGAGGUGGUGACGGUUGCCCCUGUUGUUGAGUGCCCGGCAAUUGGUAGACCCACGUAUCCAUUGGCUGUAUCGUGCUCUAACAAUACUCAAGAGGGUUCUAUGUGUACCUACGCAUGCGUCGAUGGCUUCAGUCUGGAAGGGAGCCCUGACAGAGUAUGUCAGGCAUCAGGUUCAUGGAGUCCAAGUCUAGAAAUAACUCCAAUCUGCAAAGGUGUCAGUUGUCCACCACUAGCAUUAGAGCAUGGCACAACCCUAUGCACUAAUGAUUGGAUGUAUCUGUCAGCUUGUAUGCCAGUCUGUGACAUAGGAUAUGAAAUAGAUCGUCAUCGGGCUCUACAGUGCAUCUCGUCAGGAAAUUGGACAGAAGAACUACCCACUUGUCAAUUAUCAAAGUGUCCUGAGCUUCCCAUCGUAGCAAAUGGUGUAAAGACAUGCACAAAUGACACACACUUAGGAUCCACCUGCAAUGUCACGUGUGCAGAUGGCUUCAGAUUAGUAGGACCCGUAUCCAGAAAGUGUGAAGGAAGAGGAUCCUGGUCCAGAUACCAGCCCGUCUGUCAAGAUAUUCGUUGUCCAACUCUGACGUCUCCUCAUUUUGGAUCACUCGCCUGUACACAAGGCUCAAGGCAUGGAUCUGUCUGUACAUCUACUUGCGGAGUAGGGUAUAGAGUCAUCGGGAGCACAGCCACAAAGUGCAAUCCAGAUGGUACUUGGACUCAAGACAUACCCACGUGCGAAUUGAUUACGUGCGGUCCAGAAGUAGAAGCACCUCUGAACGGGAGCGUUGCAUGUUUCAUUUCGGGUCGGGUCUGUAUCUACAGCUGCAAUAAUGGUUUCGAUCUAACUCCACUCACCAGUGUGGUACGAACAUGCGAAGCCCACGGAUGGUCAAAAGCGGCACCUACCUGCCUAGACAGGAGAGCACCUGUCUUCCAGACUUGCCCUGAAGACGCAAUGACUUUCAUCAGUGAUCCUAUGCAAGAAACUGCUACGGUCAACUGGCUGGCGCCCUCCGCGUUGGACCAUUCGAAUAACAAGAUCGUGGGUGUGUACGUCUCUGGACCCGCCCCAGGUGCAUCUUUGGAAGGAGGCUCCUAUCCAGUGGUUUAUGUGGCUGAGGAUGCAAGUGGAAACACUGCUAACUGUAGAUUCACCGUCGUCGUCAGUGUCAUUCGUUGUCCCGAGUUGUCUGAUGAGGAUCUGGUCAAGGUGAACUGUUCUCAUGGAUAUCUCCGAGAUUCCAUCUGUCGGUUCUCUUGCUCUGCGGCUGGCUAUGAAGUGGUAGGACCUGACAUGACCCAGUGUGUCAUGGAUAGAGAUGAGGCCAGCUGGAGUAGUGCUAGACCAUCAUGUACAGAUUACUCAGCACCAGUAUUUACCAACUGUCCAUCAUCUCAAGUAGUCUUUGCCGAGAUCAACCAGACUACAUCUAGUGUAAGAUGGCCUGAACCACGUGCUACCGACAACUCAAACAAUGCUCUGCAUGUUGUAAUGACUGCUGGAAACGGUUCCGGAGUCAUGAGACCUGAGGGAACGAUCUUAGAAGCCUAUGAAGCAGUAGAUGAAAGUGGUAAUCGAGCAGAAUGCAGUUUCAACGUAACUGUGAAAGUGAUUCGCUGCGCUCAGCUUGAUAGUGACUUCAUUUCCGCUUGUUCGGGUACGGUCUUGGGUUCUGUCUGUCACUUCUCCUGUCCUGAAGGUUACCUGCUUCAAGGUCAUUCCUCCAAGAGCUGCCAGAGAAAUGGUUUUGAUGGAAUCUGGUCUAAUCAGCUAUCAUUCUGCUUAGAUAGCCAAGCUCCAGUAUUCACACGUCGUCCAGAACCGAUAGAAAUCACUGCACCACCUCUAGAGAUGAGUGCAUUUGUAAGCUGGGAGGUACCUGAGGCAGAGGACCAGGACCCGAAUGUUCUAGUAUUCCAGAUAGCAGGACCAGCUCCAGACACGGAACUACCCGAGGGUUUCUAUUUGGUGAGGUACAUGGCAAUGGACAGUGCAGGGAAUGAAGCAGUCUACACCUUCAACAUCACAGUCAAGGUGGUACAGUGUAGCGACCCAGAACCGGAAGUCAAUGAGGAUGUCGGGGUCAUUUGUAACCGUGGUAACUUGCUUGGGUCUACUUGUGUAUAUUCCUGUCCUGUGGGCUAUGAUUUGAUUGGUUCUCAGAGUACCACGUGUGUAAUGAUGGACGAUGAUAGUACAAUGGGAAGAUGGAACACAACAACAACACCGAGUUGUCAAGCUCGUAGCUGCCCUUCACUUGCUACCCCUCCUGCAGCGAUUGUAUCUGGAUGUGUAACCGAUCUGGGAAACUCUUCAACCUAUGGUACAAACUGUACUUUUACCUGUCCGGCCGGGUAUUUCGGUGUAGGUGAAGCAGUGAAAUUCUGCCAGGCUGAUGGGACUUGGUCGACUACGGGUUUCGCGUGCCAGAAACGACACUGCGUCGGACUCGGUGGCAACGGUAUCUUUACUUCAAUCCCACACCAAUGCAUGGGCUUUCCUGAAUACGAAGACGUUUGUGUAGUCGCAUGUCUUCUCCCGGGCUAUCAGCUUCGUGGGCCUGGUUCGGCUGAGUUCCAAUGCAUGCAAAAUGGGACAUGGGACCAAGCAUUGGAUGACUUCACCUGCCUUGAUAUUGAACCACCCGAGCUCUUAACCUGUCCAGAAUCAUUCAUCGUUGAUAAAACUAACCCUGACGGAGUAGAAGUGACCUUUGACAUACCAACCGCGCGUGAUAACAGUAACAGCAGCCUACGAAUAGUGACGUCACCAGAGAACUUGACGUCACCUCAUUUCAUUUUCCAGGAUUCAGUGCUCUCCUUUGAAUUCUUUGAUGACACUAAUAAUAGCAUCAAAUGUACUUUUGAUGUGCAGGUCAAAGAGGAAUUUGGUGUGGAUAUCCUGUAUUGUCCUGAUGACAUCACAGUUGAAACGGAGAAGGAAGCUAAUGUGACGUGGUCUCGACCAGUGUUUCGUGGAGAGAACGCGUCGAAUAUACAAGUAACCGGCUCCGUCAAUGGUACCUCGGCAAUGCUACAGAUUGGUUUCCACUCCAUUGAGUACACUGCAGUUAAUAAAUUCACUGGGAAAGAGUCUGUUUGUCGAUUUAAUAUCACUGUUAAACCACUACCGUGUCCUCCUCUCGACACACCUCUAAACGGCGCCUUAUCAUGCCGUAAAUGGGAGACCAUUGAGAUCUGCAGCAUGUCAUGUAAGGAAGGCUAUGAUAUCCCUCGCUUGCCCUCCAGACAACAACCGCCAACGCUCUACACGUGUUCUGCAUCACAGGGUUCAUCCAGGGAAUGGAAACCGAAUGACAAUGUCGUCGAUUGCUCAGGACUCAAGGGCAGGCUAUCUUAUCUACCGGCCGGGCUGAUAUAUUACGAGGGUGAUUGCGGUCAGUUGGUUACCCAGCAGAACAUUGCUUCAGCCCUGACCACCCUGAUUCAAGCAUCGACGUUCGGGGAUCUGUGUAACGACAAACAAUGUUCAGUCACCGAUGUGACCGUCACAUGCGGACCCCUGGACCACUUGCCCGAACCUCCACCUGCUCAGAGACGUCGAAGGAGGGCCAGACGCGAUGCGAUGUCUGCGUCCAUACCAUCGGGUGCAGAGCGUCGUAACCUACCAAGGGCGUCCUGGGCUACCAACGUGACUAUGGUCUCCUUCGACAUCUCAACGAGACACGACAUCGACAACGAUGCCGUGGAUGAUGAGCCAACUAGCGAUGCUGAUGAUCGCUUGGCCGAAAUUGAGGAGAACCUUUCUCGACUGGUCCACGAGAUUAUCCUGACAGGGACUGCGGACGGUAUGGAAGGUGACAUGAUGGAGAAGAUCGCCCAGCUACCUCUAGAUGAUGCCUCAUUGGUUCUUGGUGACAUCAAGUCGGCCUGCGAUCAAGGAUAUGUUCCACAAACAGGAUCGCCAAACCGAUGUGUUGCCUGUCCGCGAGGGUAUAUCUCUGGUGGAGACGCUGAGAUGUGUAUGCCCUGUACCACUGGGUCGUACCAAGACCAAUCAGCUCAGUCUGCGUGUAAACCCUGUCCAGCUGGACAAACCACCCCCAGAGAGGGUGCCAAGAACAUCAACGAAUGUCGAGACCAAUGUAGCCCAGGUUCCUUCUCGCCUUCUGGAUUGGUUCCCUGUCUACCAUGUGAUCGUCAAUCCUUCCAAUCACAGGCCGGCCAGAGAUCAUGUGACCGCUGCCCCACCAAUCAAAAGACGUACAGAUACGGAGCCAUUUCACAAGAAGAAUGCACCUUUUACGACUCAAUCUAAUGGUGUUGAUAUAAUUGAGAUUCUUUUAUGUAAAUCUCGAAUUUUUAUUUGAAAUUUAUUUUGAAGACAUGGCUCGUGUUUUUUUUCCCUCUCACUUGUAUCAACCAGGAAUGGAAGGAAAAUAUGUUAACGUAUAUAAACAUGAGAAAUCCUUAAUGAUAACAACUCCUUUAUCGUGAGGUAUAUGACGAAAGUGUCUAGAAGUCUGCUUGUAAAUGCAUGAUAUGAAUAUGCUAUCGAAGCUAAAGACACUUUAAAAUGCCAGUUUCUACAGCAGGAACUCAACUUGCUUAACUAAUCGUAGAAGUACUAUCCUUUAUAGCUUUAAAUAUAAUUGUGAAUUAUGUCAGUGUCACCAAAGUUUAGUCUUCCGCAUCUUUUACUAAAUAAUGUGUUAUUAUUUUUUUUUUAAAGAUUGUAAAUCUUGUAUUAAAGACUUUAUAUAUUAUUUUGUGUAGUUAUUCUCAAUUUGUGUCAUGUCAUGAUUCGAAAUGAAAUUAUGUACUGAAUAAUGUAAGUCAUGUGAAUUUUUUAUUUUUACUGCUUUCUUUAUUAUUUUGCAGGACUGUGUAGAGGACAAGUCUAUUUCUUUACCUCAUAAACAUGCUUUGAUGUAGGUCGAUACUGACUGAUCAAUCUUGAUUUGUUUCUAGCAAAAAGUAUUUAACAACCCUUAAAUAUUGUCAUGAUUGUGUAUCAAAUAUAAAAUUGUAAAUAACAAGUAAUGUAAUGUAUUUUAAGCACAUAACUUUGCUGUACUAGCUUACACUUACAUGAACUUUCAUCCAGGCAUACCAUUACAUUUCACCCCUCACGCCCACUACAUUUACGCAUUAUAAAUCAAGGUUAUAUAAUUUAGGGGAAAAAAUGCCAACACAGUAAAUGUCAUUAUACUAUAAUAGUUUACCCAUUUAAUUGCUACACAGUGUGUCCUAAUACAGACAGUGAGGUGAAAGUUUAAAUGCACUGUUGUUAACAUCUGCUAAUUAAAUUCACUAAGUAUAAAUUAGUUUUCAUUCGACAAAGAUUCUGAUGUAGGGGUCAAUUUAAACAUGUCUUUCCGGUAGGAUACCCAGCAAAGUCAAUAGCACAUGCCUGGGCCAAAGUAAACUAAUUUUGAACCGUAAGUAAUUACAUACUGACAUAGAUAGUUGCAAUAUGGCAAAAUGAGUUCACCACACUUCUUGCAAUAUAAGUUAAAUAAUAGAAACUUAAAGAAUAUCGUAACUUCAAACGGUUUAUUGCUGGUCAGAUAAGAACAUGAUAAUGUAAACUGCUGUAAUGUUAUGUAUAAACAAAACUUAUUUUAAUAAAUAAAGAUUAUAUUUCCUUUUUACA
Messenger RNA from Strongylocentrotus purpuratus (purple sea urchin), 9129 nucleotides. RefSeq names its product sushi, von Willebrand factor type A, EGF and pentraxin domain-containing protein 1. NCBI's taxonomy places the organism in Eukaryota, Metazoa, Echinodermata, Echinoidea, Camarodonta, Strongylocentrotidae. The record is from RefSeq and is a predicted model, not a curated record. Bases 73 to 7791 code for a protein of 2572 amino acids. The transcript has 31 exons. Gene Ontology annotation, cellular component: membrane.